AUGUCCUCCAAUGCGACUUCCGCAGUCCCGACCUCACUCCCCUCUGUUCCAUCGCUAGAUAAUACAUUCGGAGCUGGACUGAUUGGUACCUUCCUUGGUCUCAUAUUGUACGGCUUGACGGUACACCAGACACUUACGUACUUCAGAGUGUACACUGCGGACGCCUUCCUGUUGAAGUUCAUGAUAAUGUGCCUCGCACUGCUGGAUGCAGGAAACGCAGUCGUUACCAUGCAUGCUUGCUAUUACUACCUCGUCACCAAUUAUUUCAAUCCAUUGGCCCUCCCCUAUGGUGUUUGCGUCAAUUCUCGCCGCUCCCUCACUGGUUCCGCAAUGGACGAAUCCGACUUCGGCACGUUCGGACUGGGUGCGUCGCAGCAAAACUCGAUGCGCAUCCCAGCCCGUCUUGAGCACUUCCGUGCUCCAAGGUCCGAAGGAGAGGUGAUCGGCAUCUCGAGCUGGAAAGCACCUGCUGAUGCCGAGGUCAAGCAUGCAACGCAGAGUCAGGAUGGGGACGAUGUCAUUGACCGGGAGGAUGUGUAA
This is a messenger RNA of Dichomitus squalens LYAD-421 SS1, 540 nucleotides long. RefSeq lists its product as uncharacterized. NCBI's taxonomy places the organism in Eukaryota, Fungi, Basidiomycota, Agaricomycetes, Polyporales, Polyporaceae. The transcript has 6 exons. The coding region runs from base 1 to 540 and encodes 179 amino acids. The record is from RefSeq and is a predicted model, not a curated record.